Messenger RNA from Sitodiplosis mosellana (orange wheat blossom midge), 2878 nucleotides. It is a transcript of the gene pav, whose product is annotated as kinesin-like protein KIF23. The coding region runs from base 197 to 2761 and encodes 854 amino acids. Gene Ontology annotation, molecular function: ATP binding; microtubule motor activity; ATP hydrolysis activity. The transcript has 6 exons. Gene Ontology annotation, biological process: microtubule-based movement. Gene Ontology annotation, cellular component: microtubule; nucleus; kinesin complex. Lineage: Eukaryota; Metazoa; Arthropoda; Insecta; Diptera; Cecidomyiidae. The record is from RefSeq and is a predicted model, not a curated record.
GUAAAUGUCAUUUUGAAUUUGAAAACUCAACUGUAAAAAACGAUUGAACGUCCUACGGAGAGCAUCACUUUGAUAGUUGUUUUGCUGAAAAUGUUGUAAAAAGUGGCUGUAUUCAUAAGAGAAUCUCGGCAAAUUCAUUAUUUUUACUGACAUUAUUUUUACUGGCGAUACAUUGAUUGAAAAUCAUUUUUACAUCAUGAAAUCUUCAACCUUCCGGACGCCAGCUCGUUUGGUGCCAAAGACGCCAAUGAGUCGACAAAAUUCAGCGGACUCUGUGACCGAUCCGGUACAGGUAUAUUGUCGUGUUCGCCCGAUAAAUAAUCCAAAUGAAGCAUCAUGCGUUGAGGUCGUUUCGUCGAAGACAGUCAGUUUACGGCCACCAGAAAUGGCAGUCAAUUAUAAAACAAUGCGAGAAAUGCAGUAUACAUUUCAGCAUGUAUUCGGGCCACAUUCCACACAGCGUGAAUUGUAUGAACGCGUUGCACAGCCGUUGGUCGAAGCAUUGAUCAAAGGGAAGAAUGGUUUGUUGUUUACGUACGGGGUGACAUCCAGUGGUAAAACGUACACAAUGACAGGCAAUCAAGAGAAUCGUGGCAUCAUGCCACGCUGUUUGGAGUCAUUGUUCAAAACGAUUUCGGAUUUUCAAACCAAGAAGUAUGUCUUCAAGCCGGACCGAUUGAAUGGCUUCGAAAUUUUGUCCGAAGAGGAUGCAAUGCGUGAGCGGCAGAUUGAAAUGAAUGCUCGUUUCGGUAAGACACAACGGCGCAAAGAUUCUGAUCCCGAAAUUGCGUCGCAAGCAUCGGCUGAAACAUCGAUUUUGGCUGGCAUCGACGAGGACAACAUGUAUGCCGUGUUCGUGACCUAUGUUGAAGUGUACAAUAAUUCAGUGUAUGAUUUGCUAGAGGAGGGGCCCGAUCAGAAGACAUUACAAACGAAAAUUAUUCGUAAUGACAACUUGAAUGUAAUGUAUGUGCAUGGCGUGAAUGAAAUCGAGGUGAAAACAGUAAGCGAAGCAAUCGAUGCAUAUCACUUGGGACAGAAGCGUAAGCGUACCGGUCAUACACUCCUCAAUGCGGAAUCGAGUCGGAGUCAUUCUGUGUUUACGAUUCGCUUGGUCCAAGCACCAACCGAUAGCCGUGGCGAACAGUUGAUUCAAGAUCGUCGCAAAAUUACCAUCAGUCAAUUGUCGCUGGUCGAUUUGGCCGGCAGUGAACGUACCAAUCGCACGAACAACACUGGCGUUCGACUUCGUGAGGCUGGCAACAUCAACAACUCGCUGAUGACUCUGCGCAAAUGUCUGGAGACACUUCGUGAGAAUCAGUGCACAAAUUUGCAGAAAAAAGUUCCGUAUCGUGAUGCGAAAAUCACACACUUAUUCAAAAGCUAUUUUGAUGGCGAGGGUCAAGUUCGAAUGGUGGUUUGCAUUAAUCCACGUCGAGAGGAUUUCGAUGAAACGACGCAAGUGAUGAAGUUCGCCGAAAUGACACAAGAGGUGCAAGUGGCACGGCCAACACCAAUGAAAACCGACCUUGGAUACACUCCUGGUCGUCGCAAGGCGAAUCAAAUAUUCAAAAUGGCUAUACACAAUUUAGAGGAAAUGGGUCGUGCUGAUGCAAAGAAACUCGACGUUGACAUUGGUUUGGUAUACAGUCUUGGGCCAAAGUUCCCCGACUACCGUCUCAUUUCACCAGAAACGGACGAGAUUAUUGUCCAAUUGAUGCAACAUUUGGAUCAACGCAUUCAGAAACGGUCCACAUUAUUAGAUGAUUUCAGUGCCAGACAAAACCAACAUCGAAUGCAGUUGGUGCGCACAGAGCAAGAGAUCAAUACGCUUAGAAGCGAAAAUACUAAAUUGAAUGAAAUGCUGAAGUUGGAACGCAGUCGCACCGAAAUUCAUGAAAAGAAAAUCGGUUCGAUGGAAUUCAAAAUCGAAGAGCUGAAUCGUAAAUUGCGUGAACGUGAGAAUAUGAUCAAGGAUCUGCAAACACAAAACAAUCAGAAACAAUGCAACAUCAAAGAGAUGGAAAUGGAACAACAACGUCUCAAACAAAGGUAUCAAUCGCGAUAUGCCGUUGAGACCGAAAGAACCAAUCAAAAAUUGGCAAAAGAAUACAAGGAAAAAGAAGAUGCAUUGAAUGAUGAAAUUCGUUUGAAAAAUCGCAAGAUUCGUGAAAUCAAAAAAAUAGCUGAAGCUGAAAAUAUUGAAAAUGUCGCAGAGCCUGUAUUGAAAAUGAAAGAACGUUCGGUGAUUUCCAGUUGGAUUGCGUCGACGCCCAGAACCAACAAAUUUUCAGGCAUUGAAAGUGCCAUACCAAGAACACUUCGGGGUGUUCCUGUUGCAAAUGUUCGUCAUCGUCGCUCUCGGUCAACUGAUGAACGCUGGUUAGAGCAUCGAACACCGAAUCCAGUUCCACUUGGAACCAUUUUCCAGCCGUACUACAGAGCUCGCAAGUCAAUCACAAAAUUGACCGACGCCAAGGAUUUGAUUAAUGCAAAAUCGUCGAAAUACUGUUUGGUUGCACAGGGCGCGGAUACAGACGGCGAGGUUGAAACCCGAUUGUACAAAGGCAAUGUGAUUCCAACGUGCGGGGGCGGCGCACAGGUCGUCUUCAACGACGUCGAAUGUUUGAAACAAAGAUCGCCGGUUACAUCACCACGUCGUAAGCGUCCCAGCGUUGAAGAACCAACACAAAGCGCCAAUCCAGAAGAGAUCACAUCGCGCUGCAGCAUUGGCAUUCAAGGAAAGAAAACAAAGUAUUAAUUGAAACUACCUUCCACAUAACACGAUAUCGACUACUGGCAUAUUUGAAUAAUUUUAAACAUGAAUUUUAAUUUUUAGAUAAGCUCUCAUUAAAUAAAACGAAACGAUGCUGAUUAA